Pseudophryne corroboree (corroboree frog) is the source of this 1691-nucleotide messenger RNA. It is a transcript of the gene VDAC3, whose product is annotated as voltage dependent anion channel 3. The transcript has 9 exons. Gene Ontology annotation, biological process: monoatomic anion transmembrane transport. Bases 99 to 950 code for a protein of 283 amino acids. Gene Ontology annotation, cellular component: mitochondrial outer membrane. Gene Ontology annotation, molecular function: voltage-gated monoatomic anion channel activity. The record is from RefSeq and is a predicted model, not a curated record. NCBI's taxonomy places the organism in Eukaryota, Metazoa, Chordata, Amphibia, Anura, Myobatrachidae.
GGCGUGGUCUUAUGAAUCAUGUGAUUUUAGAGUCGUGGUCGGUCGUUUGCGCAUGCGCCUUCUGCUGUGUGACUUGAGACGCAGAGACCUUCAGAGUCAUGGCUGUACCACCGAACUACGCAGACCUUGGCAAAGCUGCCCGUGAUGUUUUCAAUAAAGGAUUUGGGUUUGGAUUAGUAAAGCUGGAGCUAAAGACAAAAUCCUCCAGUGGAGUGGAGUUCACAAGCAGCGGCUCAUCAAACACUGAUACAGGGAAAGCAUCCGGUAACCUGGAGACAAAGUACAAGAUGAAGGAGGCAGGACUAACUUUCACACAGAAGUGGAACACAGACAACACCUUAGGGACUGAGGUGGCAAUAGAAGACCAGUUGGCUAAGGGUUUGAAGCUGUCUCUGGAUACCACAUUUGUACCCAAUACUGGUAAAAAGAGUGCCAAACUCAAGACGUCCUAUAAGAGAGACUAUGCCAACCUAGGCUGUGAUAUUGACCUUGACCUGGCCGGUCCAACGAUAUAUGGGUGGGGAGUCCUGGGCUACCAAGGCUGGUUGGCCGGUUAUCAGAUGGCGUUUGACACUGCUAAGUCCAGGCUGGCACAGAACAACUUUGCACUGGGCUACACGGCGGGAGACUUCCAGCUGCACACAAAUGUGAAUGACGGCACAGAAUUUGGAGGGUCUAUCUACCAGAAGGUCAAUAAGGACAUAGAGACCUCUGUGAGCCUGGCAUGGAGUGCAGGCAGUAAUAACACUCGUUUUGGCAUUGGUGCCAAAUACCAGCUGGACUCAAAUACCACCGUUUCUGCCAAAGUCAACAAUGCCAGUUUGAUUGGAGUGGGCUACACACAGUGUCUGCGGCCUGGAGUGAAGCUGACCCUUUCUGCUCUGAUCAAUGGGAAGAACUUUAGUGCUGGCAGCCACAAGGUGGGGCUGGGGUUUGAGCUGGAAGCAUAAUGUAGAGACCGGUCUUGUAUGAAGAUCCACCAGUCCCGACCUUACCUCCCUCCAGAGAUGCCCACAGAACAGAUGUGACCGCACAAGCAUGAGAUGUACGAGCAGUGCCAAUGGAUCACCAGGAGCAGUGCAUGGAAGUUCAGGAGUAGUGUCCUGUGAACGUGGCUGCUCCAUGGGGGCCACCUCCACAUCUUCACACAAGUUCUGCAGAGAUGUUGAUAUGGCCAUAAGUCACCAGACUAUUAAUAAGGAAAGAUCCAUAGAUGAUUGCUUGUAAAUCUUCUCCGAGUAGUUCUACACAAAUUGUUUUCCCAUUCCUGGAUUUCUAAUCCAGAAACGUUACAUUACUUUUAAAGACCUCUUUUAGUUGCUGUACACACCAAAUACUACUGUGUCUAGGUUAAAAAAAAAAAAACACUAAUAAAAAGAAGCCAUGUGUUCAUAAUCCUAAACUGAGCUCUUUUGUGUUUGAGUUGUCUACUUGUAAUACAGGCUGCCUAAUUUGCAGCCAUGGAACCUGUCUUCUCAUACCUUGCCCUCCAAGUUAAUUUAAUAUUGGAAAAUGUACUGUCAUAAGUGGGGGGAGGUUUUCUCGUGAAGUUGGUCUUUGCGAUGAUGAAAUUUAAAGCUUACGUGAUUCAAGUGAAUAAGAGUAAUGCACGCCCAUUGUCCAGAGUGUUUUCAUUGAGUAAAUGAAUGUUUGAGAUAUUGUAAUAAAGAUGGCCACCUGCACAUUAGAAA